AUGACGUCUGACAUCUGGACACCCUUCCGCUGGGCGCGACGACUCGUAUUCGGUACCCUCUCGUUCUUAUGUCUACUAUGGGCCAGCCUCUUUGCUACUCUUGCCGCGAAAGGAUGGCAAGGGUGGACAUCAACCGAGCGUGGUAUCAUUCUGAGCAACGUAUUAGCGUAUACCCUCGGUUUUGUGCUCUUUUACCUGAUGGCUGUAGUAGUUUUCCGCCUAUGGUGGGAUUUCUUCAGGGCUGGGCUUCUUUUGACUCUUCUGAGCGGCGCAUCUGCUGCGUUCACGGCUUUCGAACCCGGCCUUCCUUGCAUCGUCGGAUCUCCGUUGUCGUGCAAGAAAAUAUACUUGAUCACGUUGUCAGGAAGUUGGUUCAUCGCCGGGCUACUUGUAUGCUAUUGUAUUGCACUGGCCGGCGUUACUACGUUUGCGGGACCUUUCCGCUCGUUCCCGGGCCUGGAUGAAGAAAAUCAACAUCCAGUAUCUGCUGGCCAUGCUUUCAGGAUCUCAAAACCGACGCCAUUGGACCCAGAUGACCAGGCUCAACCCGCAAUCUCGCCACGCACUCAGCAACAUUAUCGUCGUAUGGGUCUGAAGUUGCCAUCCAUCCCAUCCCGAACUCAUUCGGCCGCACUCUCUUGGUACAACCUCGAGGAGCAAGCAAUAUUCGAUUCUUCGCUACGAGAGCCUGCAUCAGUCCUAUCUUUGGCGCGCACGCGAUCCCGCCCAGCUACAAUAAUGAGUCAUAGAGUGCCGUCACCACUGGCAUUUCCUCCGCCUUCGUACCCGUACUACACACGCACGCACGCACAUUCGGCUAGCUCACUGUCCUAUGCGUCUUCCGCCCACUCGAUCAGCACGGAAGAUGGACGGCCCGCUAUAGAAAGAGGGGCAUGGGCUCAAGUUCCCCAUGCGCUCUCUCGCACAUCUCACCAUCCAUCGAGCUCACCACACGCACCAUCUUCUCUGAAGCGCAAGCCUCCGCCAUCCCUUAACACCAUCUCAGCAGGAGCGAGGCUGGACAGAGGUGUACAGCCUCCGCCUUUGAAUGCCGCUGCCUGGAUGCCCGUGCACAUCGUCGGGUCUGGGCCGUCUGUGCACUCCGUUGUUCCAUCCGUAUCAUCCAGGAGAGACGAAGCUUCAACGCAUACCCGUAGACGGAGACAUCCCCCCUCGCUGACGCCCGGCUUUACUCGCGAUGAUUGGUUAUCACGACAACCUCGGAUAGAACGCUGUGAUACAGCUGAUCCGCAUAACCGGCACGCUUCCCUGCGCUACGCUCCUCGUGAUGUAGGAGCACGUUUUUGA
Peniophora sp. CBMAI 1063 is the source of this 1308-nucleotide messenger RNA. Lineage: Eukaryota; Fungi; Basidiomycota; Agaricomycetes; Russulales; Peniophoraceae. The record is from the annotation of a GenBank genome assembly.